AUGUAUAUCUUGCGGCUCACCUGCGUGACUUUCAUUGGCAGAACCAAGAAGACAUGUGCAACCACAGACUUUGCCUGCAAAAAUGGACAGUGUGUUCCCGCUAGGUGGCGCUGCGAUGGAGAACAGGAGUGUGCAGAUGGUUCUGAUGAGGCUGACGCAAUCUGCAGCCGACAGACCUGUCCACCGGAGAAGUUUGAAUGUGGCGGGACUGCCAGCAAGUGUGUCUCGUUGUCAUGGCGAUGCGAUGGAGAAAUAGACUGUGAGAAUGGGGCCGAUGAAGAGCACUGUGCCGCAGAUGCCAAGGCCUGUCCAUCCAAGGAUUUCCAAUGCCAUAACGGAAAGUGCAUAGCGCCAAUCUUCGUCUGCGAUGGCGACGACGACUGUGGAGACGGCAGUGAUGAAGAAAAGUGCUCGGUCCCCAGCUGCGACCAGCACGAAUUCCGCUGCAAUGACUCGGAAUGCAUCCCGGCACUGUGGAGCUGUGACGGGGACCCAGACUGCAAGGAUAAGUCGGACGAAUCCAUGGAGCGCUGCAGCAGGAGAACCGAACCCCAGAAACCUCGGUGCAUGGUGAACGAGUUCCAGUGCGGGAGUGGAGAGUGUGUCCGUAUCAACUGGAAAUGUGAUGGAGACGCAGACUGCAAGGACAAAUCCGAUGAGUCAAACUGUCCCGUGCUCACAUGUCGACCUGAUGAGUUCCAGUGUGGCGAUGGUUCCUGUAUCCACGGCACCAAACAGUGCAAUAAAGUCCACGACUGUCCAGACUACAGUGAUGAAGCCGGCUGUGUCAACGUUACAAAGUGCGAGGGGCCAAGGCACUUUCGCUGUAAGAACGGGGAGUGUAUCGACAGCAGCAAGGUGUGUAACAACGUAAAAGACUGCAAGGACUGGUCUGAUGAACCCAUGAAGGAGUGCGGCCUGAACGAGUGUGCAGACAACAACGGUGGCUGCUCCCACAUCUGCAGGGACCAGAGAAUUGGUUUUGUUUGUGACUGUCCAUCUGGGUACAAACUUCUGGACAAAAAGACUUGUGGCGACAUCGAUGAAUGCGAGAAUCCAGAAGCCUGCAGUCAAAUCUGCAUUAAUUACAAAGGGGAUUAUAAGUGUGAGUGCUAUGAAGGUUACGAGAUGGACCCUGCCUCCAAGACCUGCAAAGCUGUGGGAAAGAGUCCAUACUUAAUGUUCACCAACCGCCAUGAGAUCCGUCGCAUUGACCUGCUGAAGAGUGAAUACACACAAGUGGUUCCUACACUGAAGAACGCCGUGGCGCUGGAUGUGGACGUGGCCAUCAAUAAGAUGUUCUGGUGUGAUCUAUAUCAUCGGAAAAUAUACAGUGCGUACAUCAACAAAGCCAAUGACUCUUCGCAGCAGGUGACGCUGAUUGAAGCGCUCCACUCCCCCGAAGGGCUGGCUGUUGACUGGGUUCAUAAGAACAUCUACUGGACCGACUCGGGCAACAAGAGCAUAUCAGUGGCCACGGGAGAUGGCAGCAAGAGGAAAAUGCUCAUCGUCACGGAGCUGAGCGAGCCCAGGGCCAUAACAGUCGACCCACAUCAAGGAUUUUUGUAUUGGUCCGACUGGGGAGAUCAGGCGAAGAUUGAAAAAGCCGGGAUGAAUGGAGUGGAUCGACAGGUUCUGGUGUCUGAGCACAUCGAAUGGCCAAAUGGAAUAACCCUAGACUUGUCCAAUAGGCGUCUCUACUGGGUGGACUCCAAGCUGCACCUGCUGUCCAGUGUGGAUUUUAAUGGAGACAACCGCAGGGUUCUGCUGUCCUCCCAGCAACACUUGGGUCACCCCUUUGCCCUCACAGUCUUUGAGGAUCGCAUAUACUGGACCGACCUGGAGGAUGAAGCAAUUUACAGCGCCAACCGCCUGACAGGGAAUGAUGUGGCUAAGGUAGCUGAGCACCUCAAUAACCCUCUGGACCUGGUGGUGUUCCAUGAACGCAGGCAGCCAAAGGGUAGGCCGGCCUGCAUACAGCCAUGCUUUGCUAUGCAUAUAUGACAUAAUUCGGGGCCUUUUUUUUUUCCAAACAAUGAUUACAUGAAUUUAUAAUUCAUGUUUG
Messenger RNA from Nerophis ophidion (straightnose pipefish), 2065 nucleotides. RefSeq names its product low-density lipoprotein receptor-related protein 8-like. The coding region runs from base 1 to 2004 and encodes 667 amino acids. NCBI's taxonomy places the organism in Eukaryota, Metazoa, Chordata, Actinopteri, Syngnathiformes, Syngnathidae. The record is from RefSeq and is a predicted model, not a curated record. Gene Ontology annotation, molecular function: protein binding; calcium ion binding. The transcript is spliced from 13 exons.